AUGGAGACACCAGUCCCCACUACGGAGAAGUCUGGCUUAUCCACUACCCACCCGUCAAGCUCAGACUUCGACAAGGAAGUACAAGUGUCCUCGGGCUCAACACCGCGGCCUUCAAUAAACGAACCUGAACCUCCGAAGGAGAUCGCGGAGGCUGUGGGAAAUGACAAUGAGGAUGACAGCAAAUAUCUCACCGGCACUAAACUCAUCGUGGUUAUUUCUGCUGUCACCUUGGUUAGCUUUUUAAUUCUCCUUGAUGUGUCAAUUAUUGUGACGGCGAUCCCGACUAUUACUACCCAUUUCCACUCGCUUGAAGAUGUGGGAUGGUAUGGAAGCUCUUAUCAGAUUGCAAGUGCUUGCCUGCAACCUCUUACCGGAAAAAUCUAUAGCAACUUCAGUACCAAGUGGACCUAUUUAGUCUUCUUUUUUGUCUUCGAAUUGGGCUCCCUACUAUGUGGCAUUUCAACAUCUUCCAAAAUGCUCAUCAUCGCUCGUGCGGUGGCAGGUCUGGGAUGCUCUGGCCUGAUGAAUGGUAGUUUGACUAUCAUUUCUGCUUGUGUUCCACUUCACAAGUCUCCGAUGUUCAUCGGUAUAGUCAUGGGCUUUUGCCAACUGGGUCUCAUUGCUGGACCACUGAUUGGCGGUGCAUUUACCGAAAAGGCAUCCUGGAGAUGGUGUUUCUUUCUCAAUCUUCCCAUCGGUGGUAUUGUCGCAGUGGCAAUGGUAUUCAUCAAUAUUCCCAACCACAUUCCUAAGCCGCCGAUCAGAGAAGCAGCCAAAACUAUUCUCAACGAGCUCGACCUGAUCGGCUUCGUCCUGUUCUCUCCCUCGGCUAUCCAACUCCUCCUUGCGCUCGAAUAUGGUGCAAGCACAUAUCCAUGGGGAAGUGCAACGGUUAUCGGUCUUUUCUGUGGGUCAGGCGGAUCUUUCAUUGUCUUCCUCCUCUGGGAGUAUCGUCAAGGAGAAAAAGCAAUGAUUCCUCUGUCCAUGGUUUCUAAGAGGGUAGUCUGGUCAAGUUGCAUUCUCAUGAUCAGCCUUUUCGCAACGGUCCUCUCAAUCUCCUAUUACCUUCCCAUUUAUUUCCAGUCUGUCAAGAAUGAUUCUCCAAUCAUGAGUGGUGUUUCCAUGAUUCCGGUCAUGCUUACACAGGUCACCUGUGCAGUGAUAUCAGGUGUGCUCAUCGGGAAGCUAGGAUAUUACCUACCGUGGGCCAUAGCUGGUGGUUUGCUCACCGCUGUUGGCGGAGGACUUUUUGGAUUACUAGAUCCAUUUACAUCAGUUGGCAAAUGGAUUGGGUUUGGAAUUAUUGUUGGCGCGGGUCGAGGAUUUGCUUUCCAAACGCCUAUCGUUGCCAUCCAAAACGCCCUCCAUCCUAGCCAGAUAUCAGUCGGCAUGGCAAUCCUCAUGUUCACUCAGACACUAUCCGGCGCCGUUUUUCUCACAAUAGCAGAUGUUAUUUUCGAUGCCGGCCUUCGGUCGUUACUCACCAAGGACGCGCCUCAUGCUAAUAAAGCGGCCGUUCUGGCUGUUGGUGCCACUGGUUUCAGAAGCGUUGUUUCAAUCGAAGAUCUUCCUGGUGUGUUGCUAGCAUAUGCGACGAGUGUUGACUAUGUGUUCUACAUGACUGCUGCACUUGGAGUGGUCAUGUUCUUCUCUGCAUUCGGUAUUGGUUGGAAAGAUGUGCGAAAGAAGGGGCCUUCCACUGAGAAAGUAUAA
Molecule: messenger RNA, 1713 nt
Organism: Penicillium verhagenii
Lineage: Eukaryota; Fungi; Ascomycota; Eurotiomycetes; Eurotiales; Aspergillaceae
Product: MDR family MFS transporter
Exons: 9
Coding region: 1-1713 (570 amino acids)
Biological process (GO): transmembrane transport
Molecular function (GO): transmembrane transporter activity
Source: RefSeq, a predicted model, not a curated record